AUGGAAGGAUCAGCAGCUAAUUCCAUGAGCAGUGACCUGAGGGCUGGCUCUGCACAACUGGCCACUGUCGGGAAAAGUCCACAGGAUUGGAAAGCGUAUAUUGAUUCUGUGAAAUUAAAAGUUCAGUCAUGGGAUGCCCACAGGCGAAACCGCAUGAUUUCAUAUUUAUAUGUCAGUGCGUUUAAGGUGAUCCCAAACACAGAUACAUCCUUCAGCUAUGCCCAGUUGCUUGUUGACUAUGCAGAAUUCACAAGCUAUCAUGACUUGAAUGAGGCUGUUCGAAUGCUAGCAUUUGCUCGGAAAAUCUUACCACGUUAUUCCAUCAUCCAUAUUGCCAGCGCAGAGACUGAGUUGAAGAAAGGUCAGAGAGAAGAAGCUGUCAGUAUCUUGCAGAAAGCCAUUUUACUUGAGACUGAGCCAGUUUCUGAGGUCUUGAGAGCACUAGAGAGGUUGAACGAGGGCAAGGCAGAGCUGCGUGAUCACACUAAAGAUGAGCGUACACAAGAUGAUACCCACUCUGGCAUUCUCCUAGACAUUUCCAACAGACAGUGUGAAGCUGGACUCAGUGCAUUGAAACAUGUCAAACCUGAUACACUGACCUUAAUGUCUUCGGCUUCCAGGCAGAAUCUCAAUUUUCCUGUAUUGGCACAGAAUACCAGUGAGAGCUCCGGCAUAUUUUCAACUCCUUCAUGUGAACUACCAAAAGUGGUUGACAAGAUUAUCAUUGACGGCAGGUGCCAGAAAAGCGACAGCACCCAGAGAAAUGACAGCGCCGAGAGAAGCCACAGCUCCCAGCAAAGCCACAGCUCCCAGCCAAGCCACAGCUCCCAGCGAAGUGACGUUCCUUCAAUUGUCAUAGCUGAGCCUCCCCCACAUCAGGGACCUACCAGGAAAUUACAGUUGCCAUCUUCAGACAAAACUCGUUUGACAGCUGAAAUUUCUGGACCCAUAACUCAACAGUCAAAUGGAACCUGGCCAGUGUAUUCCAACACACCUUUGAAUCUACGGUCUGGUGAUCAUCUGAAAGCCAGAGCUGAUACUACAAGAGACUUUCUAGUUAAGCCUCAGGAGGUGCAGCGGCAGAGUGGAAUUAGUGACAGGACUUUCUCGAUGCCUGAUUAUAUGUCUGCGGUGAACAGUGCCAUUACUCCAGCAAAAUCUCUCAUCAUGCCGUCAAAUUGCUUUAUGGGAGACAGUGCCACACCUUGUUCUGGUCUAGAUCUGGGCUCCAAAAGAGGAAACCAGAAUGGUGGAAAAGAUUCUUCAGGAGAGUUCAGUAGCUCACAAAGUGCUACACUUUCAUUUCGAAAAUUUCGGCCUUUGAACUUGGGUCCACCGCGGAGGGUGAAAGUCGACCCAGCCUUGAAGAAGCUGAGUGAUGAUGAAGACGAAGCAUUCCAAAGUCAGGAGAUGACAUUCUCUGACCCGGAGUCCCAUUCACAACCAGCAACUGCUUCGGAGAAAACAGACUCUGGGUUCCCACUGGAUAGGUCCUGUCAGAAAUCUGGAACCAAGUCAUUUCCAGCUGCCAAAUCUGACACAUUGACCCAUUUUCUUCCAGCAAGAGCUGGUACAUCUGGGUUUCCCUUCGUUUUACACAAUAAAUAUGAAACUAACAGCAUGUCGGCUCAUCCUUCUUAUGAAGCGCCAAAAGUAGCUGACAAGACGACCAUUGGAGAUACCAUUCUGAGAAAUGAAAUUUCUGCAGUUCUCAGGGUUCGGCCUGCCCCAUGUCCGGGGUCUUCCAGAAAGUUGCAACUGCAAUCUUCUGAUUCUGCAAACCAACUGACAGCUGAAUUGUCUGCACCUAUGGCUCAGUUGUCAGAUGAUGCACAUCCAGUUUGUUCUAGAACAUCUGUUAGUGAUCAACCCGACGACCAUCAAAAGGGUGAGUCCACCAAAGAAAUACUGAUAAAACAGCAGGAGAUAAUACAACAGCUUCUGCAACAACAGCAGCAGCAACAACAGCAGCAGCAGAGUGUGGUUAAUAACAAGACAUUUUCGGUCCAUGAGUCGCAGUCAGGCAUCGCACCUGCAAAAUCUCUCACUCAGUCGGAACACAAAACCAUCGUUGUUAAUGGGAAACCAUACACAGUGAUGAACCUCGUAGGUCGAGGUGGCUCUGCCAAAGUGUACCGGGUGUACGACCCAGCAACAAACACCAUCCUAGCUGUCAAGUGUGUCAACCUAGCAUGUGCCAACCAAGUCAUAGUCGAAGGCUACAAGAAUGAAAUCAAUUUGCUGAAGAAACUGCAGCAGUGUGGCCGUGUUAUUAAACUGUAUGACUACGAGUAUGUUGAAGCUAGAAAGAAGCUGUUUGUGGUGCUGGAGUAUGGAGAGACGGAUCUCUGCAAGUUUAUAUCCCAGAGUGAGAAGAACCCAACCUGUUUGCAUCCAAUCAACAUAAGAUACUUCUGGCUUCAGAUGGUCUCUGCUGUCCAUGCCAUGCAUCAGGAAGGGGUCAUCCAUUCCGACCUCAAGCCUGCCAACUUCAUCCUGGUAUCAGGCGAGGUCAAGCUGAUUGACUUUGGCAUUGCAAACUCCCUGCAGCAGGACAGCACUAGUGUACUCAAGGACAACAUGGUAGGGACGCCCAGCUACAUGAGUCCUGAAGCACUGAUGUCUGUUAGUCCAUACACGGAUGGGUCCAAGCCUACAUAUAAGGUUGGAGUGCGGAGUGACGUUUGGUCAUUAGGUUGCAUUCUCUACCAGAUGGUGUAUGGGCAUACUCCAUUCCAACAUGUCAGGCAAAAACUGGAGGCCAUAGUCAAUCCAGCUCAUGAGAUUCCUUUCCCUGACAAAGGAGAUCCAAAACUGAUGGAUAUUCUCAAG
Molecule: messenger RNA, 2832 nt
Organism: Candidula unifasciata
Lineage: Eukaryota; Metazoa; Mollusca; Gastropoda; Stylommatophora; Geomitridae
Source: the annotation of a GenBank genome assembly